GAAGGAGGCUACAGGGGAGGCUUCAUUUCGGUGUGAGUCUGGCAGACAGCGGCACGGCCCUUUUCCUCACCACACCAAGACACCGGCUGCCUUCCUCUCCUUCCCUGCCCUAUUUCCACCGUUUCCUCAGCCCCGUUUACUAUUCGGCUUCACAAUGGCCUCUGGUGUUAUGGUUGAUGAUGAUGUCAUCAAGACUUUCAACGAUAUGAAAGUCCGCAAGUCAUCUACCCCAGAAGAGAUCAAGAAACGCAAGAAGGCUGUGCUGUUCUGCUUAAGUGAUGACAAGAAAAGCAUCAUCUUAGAGGAAGGGAAGGAGAUCUUAGUGGGAGACAUCGGUAGUACUGUUGAAGACCCCUACAAGUGUUUUGUGGACAUGCUUCCCCGGGAUGACUGCCGUUAUGCUUUGUAUGAUGCCACCUAUGAAACAAAGGAGACCAAGAAAGAGGAUCUGGUUUUCAUCUUCUGGGCUCCUGAUGAUGCUCCACUGAAAAGCAAAAUGAUCUAUGCCAGUUCUAAAGAUGCAAUCAAGAAGAAAUUCACAGGUAUCAAGCAUGAGUGGCAGGUAAACCAUAAAGAAGACAUCAAGGACCGCACUACUCUUGCUGAGAAACUCGGGGGCAACACUGUCACUUCUCUUGAAGGAAAACCCUUGUGAAGACCUACUUUUGCCUCUUUCCCAGUGUCUGUGCCACUUAAAGGGGCUUCCAUGUACCCGUUAUCCCAAACAGUGUCCCUCCGCUGUCGUAAAUACUCGCAUUCUCUCGGAUGUGGGGCACGUUCACUCUACAAGCAGUUAUCACCUUAAGACAGCCCCUUUAGACAGGCACAGCAUUCCCUCGGUAACCUGUCUUGUCAUGAUUCACUUAGGAUUUGUUUUUGUCUUGAUUCAAAGGUAUCUCUUCAUCCCAUCUUCUCUAUCGCACGCAUUUCUUCUCCCAACAAUCUGCACUUGAGUUAUUUGCCAAAUGCAUCCUGGCUUCUUGUUUACCAUCCCCUGACUUCUCUGUCAAACUAAGGUCUUGCAAAAGUUUAUGCUCUCGCUAGUUUCUUUGUAACCAGUUCAGAGAAGUCAGGAUUUGGUUUCAGGCAGCUGCCAAGUCUCUUGCUUGGGGGUUACCUCUAAACAUUCCUAGACCCACAUAAUGGUUAAUUCUAUCUUCAUUCCUGUUAAAUUGGGCAACUUCCAAAAUUCCAUAACAUUCCUGUCAAUCAAUUACUCUGGCACUUCCAAUGGCAUAAGACCUAUUGGCAUCCCUUGCAGUUAUCUUUGCUUCCCCAAGGCACUUUUCUAAUAGCGGAAUUUAAUGGGAAGCUUCUGUAGAGCACUAUUUCAGAUAAAAAUGCCCUUAAUUUAAUGUACAUUUGAGAUUAUGGGACACGACCCCUUUCCUAGACCUGCAUUCCAUAUUUCAUUUUUGAAAUAGAUGGCCGCAUAAACAAUAUUUUGCCAAUUUCCCUCUGCAAAUGUAUGACCCCUCAGAAUAGGUUAAGGGUCAUCUAUUGGGGAGGGUGUAGAUUGUCUGAAGCCUUCACCCCUAGUACCUUUCAUCCAUUCCCUUUGAAGUUUCAACAUUCAUUGCGGUCUUGAAUUCCUUUUGUCUUGCGUUACUAAUAUGGAAGUCAUAAUGGCAGAUCCGACAUUAAUAAACCUGUAAAAGGA
Messenger RNA from Spea bombifrons (plains spadefoot toad), 1660 nucleotides. RefSeq names its product cofilin 1 (gene CFL1). Gene Ontology annotation, cellular component: actin cytoskeleton; actin cortical patch; cytoplasm. The record is from RefSeq and is a predicted model, not a curated record. Gene Ontology annotation, biological process: actin filament severing; actin filament fragmentation; cell motility. Gene Ontology annotation, molecular function: actin filament binding. Bases 155 to 655 code for a protein of 166 amino acids. The transcript is spliced from 4 exons. Lineage: Eukaryota; Metazoa; Chordata; Amphibia; Anura; Pelobatidae.